GGAGGACGCACGGCUUUGUCUAGCCGGGUGACCGUCCACGGGCGCACGCUCUCGGCCCGGUUCUGGUACGACGGGAAGAACUUGAACAAUGCAAGGGAGGACGCCGCAGAAAUGGCUCUGAACUACCUCACAGGUUCCGAUCCUGGCAAGUCGACUACGAUUCAAUCGUCGUGA
Molecule: messenger RNA, 174 nt
Organism: Colletotrichum tamarilloi
Lineage: Eukaryota; Fungi; Ascomycota; Sordariomycetes; Glomerellales; Glomerellaceae
Exons: 1
Source: RefSeq, a predicted model, not a curated record